UUCAACAGGUUUGAUCUGUGGAUGAAAUGAAUCAUGAUUUUCAAGCUCUUGCAUUAGAAUCUCGGGGAAUGGGAGAGCUUUUGCCUACCAAAAAGUUUUGGGAACCUGAUGAUUCAACAAAAGAUGGACAAAAAGGCAUAUUUCUUGGGGAUGAUGAAUGGAGAGAGACUGCAUGGGGAACUUCUCACCAUCCACUGUCUCAACCUAUUACAGUACAGAGAAGAUCUGGACAGGUUUUUCAUGGAAACAGUGAAGUAAAUGCAAUACUGUCUCCGCGAUCAGAAAGUGGAGGCCUUGGUGUGAGCAUGGUAGAAUAUGUAUUAAGUUCCUCUCCUGCUGAUAAAUUGGAUACUCGAUUUAGGAAGGGAACUUUUGGCACUAGAGAUGCUGAAACAGAUGGACCUGAGAAAGGAGAUCAAAAAGGCAAGGCUUCUCCAUUUGAGCAGGACCAAAACAGAGAUCUUAAACAAGGAGAUGAUGAUGAUUCUAAAAUAAAUGGCAGAGGUUUGCCAAAUGGAAUGGAUGCCGAUUGCAAAGAUUUUAAUCGUACUCCUGGAAGUCGUCAGGCCUCUCCAACUGAAGUAGUUGAGCGCCUAGGCCCAAAUACUAAUCCCCCAGAAGGACUGGGGCCUCUUCCUAAUCCUACAGCUAAUAAACCACUUGUUGAAGAAUUUUCAAACCCUGAAACUCAGAAUCUGGAUGCCAUGGAACAAGUUGGUCUGGAGUCCUUACAAUUUGACUAUCCUGGUAACCAGGUACCAAUGGAUUCUUCGGGAGCUACUGUAGGCCUUUUUGACUACAAUUCCCAGCAGCAGCUCUUUCAGAGGACUAACGCACUAACAGUUCAGCAGUUAACUGCAGCUCAACAGCAGCAAUAUGCAUUAGCUGCAGCUCAGCAGCCACAUAUAGCAGGUGUGUUUUCGGCCAGCCUUGCUCCAGCUGCAUUUGUGCCAAAUCCUUAUAUUAUUAGUGCUGCUCCUCCAGGAACUGAUCCAUAUACUGCAGCAGGAUUGGCUGCAGCAGCAACAUUAGCAGGUCCAGCAGUGGUUCCACCUCAGUAUUAUGGUGUUCCAUGGGGGGUGUAUCCAGCCAAUUUAUUUCAGCAACAAGCUGCAGCAGUUGCAAACAACACAGCAAAUCAGCAAGCAGCGUCACAAGCCCAGCCUGGACAACAACAGGUUCUUCGUGCUGGAGCCAGUCAGCGUCCUCUUACUCCCAGUCAGGGUCAGCAAGGGCAGCAAGCAGAAUCACUUGCAGCAGCAAACCCAACUUUGGCUUUUGGUCAGGGUCUUGCUACCGGAAUGCCAGGCUAUCAAGUGCUAGCUCCAACUGCCUAUUAUGAUCAGACUGGUGCCUUAGUGGUUGGCCCUGGAGCAAGAACUGGUCUUGGAGCGCCUGUUCGAUUAAUGGCUCCAACACCUGUUUUAAUUAGUUCAGCAGCAGCACAAGCUGCGGCAGCAGCAGCAGCUGGAGGAACUGCAAAUAGUCUUACAGGCACCACAAAUGGUCUGUUUCGGCCCAUUGGCACUCAGCCACCACAGCAGCAGCAACAACAGCAGCAGCCAAGCACUAAUCUGCAGUCUAAUUCAUUUUAUGGGAGCAGUUCUUUAAGCAAUAGCUCCCAGAGCACUUCUUUGUUUUCUCAUGGACCUGGACAACCUGGAAGUGCAUCUCUUGGCUUUGGAAGUAAUAGCUCUUUGGGUGCCGCUAUAGGCUCAGCGCUCAGUGGAUUUGGUACAUCAGGAGGACUGACAAAUGGUAGUGGUCGCUAUAUCUCUGCAGCACCUGGAGCAGAAGCAAAAUAUAGAAGUGCUUCAAGCACUUCCAGUCUGUUUAGCUCCAGCAGCCAGCUCUUUCCUCCUUCUCGGCUUCGAUAUAAUAGGUCUGAUAUUAUGCCUUCUGGCCGCAGUAGAUUAUUGGAAGAUUUCAGAAACAACCGCUUCCCAAACCUUCAACUUAGAGACUUGAUUGGACACAUAGUUGAAUUUUCUCAAGACCAGCAUGGUUCUAGAUUCAUCCAGCAAAAGCUAGAGAGAGCUACUCCAGCUGAGCGACAGAUGGUAUUUAAUGAAAUACUACAAGCAGCUUAUCAGUUAAUGACAGAUGUUUUUGGCAAUUAUGUUAUACAGAAGUUUUUUGAGUUUGGGAGUUUGGAUCAAAAAUUAGCCCUGGCUACUCGUAUCCGUGGUCACGUACUACCCUUAGCCUUGCAGAUGUAUGGUUGCCGUGUUAUUCAGAAAGCAUUAGAAUCUAUUUCAUCUGACCAGCAGAGUGAAAUGGUAAAGGAACUAGAUGGCCAUGUGCUCAAAUGUGUGAAAGAUCAGAAUGGAAACCAUGUUGUACAAAAGUGUAUUGAAUGUGUUCAGCCGCAGUCACUACAGUUCGUCAUUGAUGCUUUCAAAGGACAAGUAUUUGUGCUUUCAACUCAUCCUUACGGCUGCAGAGUAAUUCAGCGCAUCCUAGAGCAUUGCACUGCAGAACAGACCUUACCUAUCUUAGAAGAACUCCAUCAGCAUACAGAGCAGUUGGUACAGGAUCAGUAUGGCAAUUAUGUUAUUCAGCAUGUACUGGAACAUGGUCGACCUGAAGACAAGAGCAAAAUUGUUUCUGAAAUCAGAGGAAAAGUUUUAGCCUUGAGUCAGCACAAGUUUGCCAGCAAUGUAGUAGAAAAGUGUGUUACUCAUGCCUCCCGUGCCGAGAGAGCUUUACUGAUUGAUGAGGUUUGCUGCCAGAAUGAUGGUCCUCACAGUGCCUUAUACACCAUGAUGAAGGACCAGUAUGCCAAUUAUGUGGUUCAGAAGAUGAUUGAUAUGGCUGAACCUGCUCAGAGAAAGAUAAUCAUGCACAAGAUUCGACCUCACAUUACCACUUUGCGCAAAUACACAUAUGGAAAGCAUAUAUUGGCCAAGUUGGAAAAAUACUAUCUGAAAAAUAGCCCAGAUCUUGGGCCUAUUGGAGGACCACCAAAUGGAAUGCUGUAAAGGAAAAGGAGAUGAAUUAACCAUGUGAAAAGAGUUUCUUUUGUGAAUUAUCAAAACACAACUCAACUAUGGAUCUUCAAUUUUUUUUAAAAGCAAAACUAUUUAUUGACUUUAUUCAUCCAUUUGUAAAUUUUUUAAGGUUCUUGUGUAUAUUUGGGGGGUGGGUGGUGAAUUAUAAGAAAUAUCCAGCCCUAAGCGGAGACCUAUCAGAUUGGAUUGCUGGCAAAGCACAGAAUGCCUGUAUAUGAUGUAACUGUAUCCAAAAAAAAAAAAAAAAACUGUCACAUAUUUUGUAAAUUUUUACCUUGUAAAGACACAAAAAAUAGUUUUUAAGGGAAAAGUACAGUAUUCUUUUAAUAAACUGGCUUGCAGUCUGGUAGGUCUACGACCCCAUAGCACAACAGGUUUAUAGAGAUGUAUAUAGAAUUAUCUUUCCCAUCCCCCCCUUGUCUGAAGCCUUUUAUAACAGAUUAGCAAUCAAUUACAUAAAUAUUAUUAGUAUUUUAAAUGAAAAAGUUAAGUUGUAUUUUGGUAAUUCACAAACCAUCAUGCAAGUAAAAACUCAGCGAGUAAGACAAGAGUUAAAUGAUUUGAGAAGAAAAUAAUCUACAUUAUUUAUAGCGGAUGUGGUUUUAAUCCAGAUACUGCCCUAAAAUGUCUCUGGCAAUGUACAAAAACUAUUGUAUAUACUUACAUAUGUAAUUGUUGUAAAAGGUAGAAAAAAAACAAAAUCAUGGUGACACUUCAUCCCAUUAAGUGCAGUAAUGAAAAGUUAAGUCCAGUAUUAACUUUUCAGUUUGAUUUGCAAUGAGAAAGAGUGAAAAUUUGUAUUUUGUUUUGCUAGUAGAACUAUAAAGGCAGGAGGUGUUGAGCUUUCCCAUAGUAGAUCCAGAAAGUAGGAACCAGGGAGACGUGAAAAGGGGCCACUGAAAAGUGAAUAUGAUAGCUCAACAUUUAAGUAUGAUUACAUAUUCAGAUAGCUUUUUUUUUUGCUUCCUAUAAAUAUAUGCAUUGUGUGUGUAGUGAUAGAUGUAAGUUUACACUUUGAAAGCAAAUCUUGUUUCAAUGCUUAUUAUUAAAGCCUUGCUAAUUUAGUGAUGCUUACCUUGGUUGUACAGCUGUACAUUUGUAAACCUUCAUGCUGUAAAUGGAAUUUGUUUUAUCUCUUUGGGAAACAUUUGCAUUUUAGUGUACAUUUAUGUCCCUGCCCUCUUUGACUUGGCAUAUAGUGUUGAAUAAUGUAAAUUUAUUUCUCCAAAUCAAGAGUGAUUUUUUUAAAAAAAUUUUUUAUCUUUAUAUGGUUUCAGAGGUAUGAACCAGCUUUCUUUUUAUUAUUGUGAUACACAUUUUGUUUUAUAACAUAGUUGUGACUCUGUUAAUAUGGUUGUGCUAGGAUUUGGGUCGCUUUCAAUUGAAGUCAGGGUAUUGUGCAUAAUAGAAAGUAUUGGAUGAGAGAUUUGGUUACCAUGGAGGCCAGUGCUUUUUCCAUCUUAUUAAAUGUUAUGUGACUUUUUUCUUUGUACAGAAGAGUACUGUAUUUUUGAAUAGCCUCCUCCCAAGUAAGAGCAAAUGUGUAUGAUAACAUUUUUUUCUCUGGACAUAAGACACAGUAACAUAUGAUGUACAUUUACAAGCGGCCUUAUGUACAUUUCCCAACAAUCUUUUUAAGGCAAAAUUGUGACCAUAUGUGUAUAAUUAAAAUCGUUUUUAAUCCUU
This is a messenger RNA of Orycteropus afer afer, 4697 nucleotides long. The record is from RefSeq and is a predicted model, not a curated record. Lineage: Eukaryota; Metazoa; Chordata; Mammalia; Tubulidentata; Orycteropodidae.